CGUAAGCUCUGCCUUUCUUCCCUUUACUCUCAAAAAUGCCCAAAAGAAGAGGGCAAAUUUUCACAUCUGGCUUUCAGCCUUCGAUUUUCCCUAAAACAACUGCUUACGUGGAAAAGGGGGAAUUGAUUGUAGGGGUUAACAGUUUAGUGUGGAGUCAGAUGUCAUGGGUUCAAAUCUCAGAUUCAGCACUUCUUAGUGUGAACUCAGAGAAAUGACUUAAAUCUGUUUGUGGCUCAGUUUCCUCACAUGAAUGAUGGGAAUAGCAAUGAUACCUAUGCCAUAGGAUUGCUGUGAAAAUUAAAUGAAUUGGUACAAGCAAAGCACUCAGAACUGUUUGGGCACGUGACAAGUACUCCAAAAAUGUUAUCAGUGACAAUUCAUCCACAUUUCUGGCCAGCUGAACCACUUUGCUUCACAGGCAAAGUGAAGAUGGGAAAGGUAGAGAAGGGGCAGCAGUCAACACUGGAGGCCAUGUGACUGAGAAUUAUACUGUCACGUGAGACCCAAGAGAUCAAUUAUCAGAGUUAACACUGAAUAAUAUUGACAUUCCCUAAAGGUGAGGCAUCAGUCAAUUAAUCUUUGGGCAAUGAGCAAAUUUUAACAAAUAUGAGGAAUUAGGGGUUAUGCACCCAACAAAUGCUAGUGACUACUUGACCACGGUAAAGAAACUUAAUUAAAGACCAAAUUAAAUCAACUUUUAAAGGCUUUCAAAAGGUUGAACAAAUAACUCAAUUUGUUCAGGGCAAUUAUCAUUCAGAGACAAGUUAUUUUAAACACAAAUGAGGAAGAGACUUUGGGAAUUAUGUAAAUAAUAGCUGGCCAAGGCUUAUAAAAGGCCUGAAGUGGAAGUCGCUGCACAAACUCAAAACUUCUCAAAGCAACCCAACUCUCAACCCAACUCCUGACACAAUGGCCUGCUGCUCCACCAGCUUCUGUGGAUUUCCCAGCUGCUCCAUCAGUGAGACCUGCAACUCCAGCUGCUGCCAGCCAAGGUCCUGCCAGACCAGCUGCUGCCAGCCAAGCUUCUGCCAGACCAGCUGCUGCCAGCCAAGCUCCUGCCAGACCAGCUGCUGCCAGCCAAGCUUCUGCCAGACCAGCUGUGGCAUUGGCGGUGGCAUUGGCGGUGGCAUCAGUGGUGGCCAAGAGGGUGGCUAUGGAGCUGUGAGCUCCCGCACCAGGUGGUGCCGCCCUGACUGCCGUGUGGAGGGCACCUCCCUACCUCCCUGCUGCGUGGUGAGCUGCACCCCCCCAUCCUGCUGCCAGCUGCACCAUGCCCAGGCCUCCUGCUGCCGCCCAUCCUACUGUGGACAGUCCUGCUGCCGCCCAGCCUGCUGCUGCCAGCCCAUCUGCUGUGAGCCCAUCUGCUGUGAGCCCAUCUGCUGUGAACCCACCUGCUAAAAGCCAGGUUACUGAUUGCCAACUUGAAGUUUCAACUUCCAGCUCAAUUCAUGACCUAAGAAUCUCUUCAACCACCACUGGACCAUUAACAAGUUCUUGACCUUUUAUCUGGCUUUUGUUGUGGGAGUUACCAAAUAUUUGGGCCCCACAGACCUAUCUGAUUCCGUUCAAUACUGGAAAGACAUUGAUCUCCCCACUGAGUCUGCCAAAAUACAAAUUUGGCUCACAAAAUGGGAAAACCAAUUUGCCUUGGGACCAAUCUUCAGCAAGCAUUUGAUCCUACUUUCUGUGUUUCAGUGCUGCCAAGGUCAUGGAAGAACCAUCUGCCCUUCUCUGAUACAUUCACCUCCUAUACUCCACAGUCCUGCAAAUUGCACUUCCUAUGAAAAAGGAAUAAUAUACUAAAGUCAAAUAAAUUAUAUCUGUUUGGUGCAGCAAACAUA
Messenger RNA from Equus caballus (horse), 1841 nucleotides. Its product is annotated as keratin, high-sulfur matrix protein, B2A. Gene Ontology annotation, cellular component: keratin filament. Lineage: Eukaryota; Metazoa; Chordata; Mammalia; Perissodactyla; Equidae. The record is from RefSeq and is a predicted model, not a curated record.